Messenger RNA from Siniperca chuatsi (mandarin fish), 3716 nucleotides. RefSeq names its product thyrotropin-releasing hormone receptor-like. Gene Ontology annotation, biological process: phospholipase C-activating G protein-coupled receptor signaling pathway. Bases 335 to 1510 code for a protein of 391 amino acids. Gene Ontology annotation, molecular function: thyrotropin-releasing hormone receptor activity. The record is from RefSeq and is a predicted model, not a curated record. The transcript is spliced from 3 exons. NCBI's taxonomy places the organism in Eukaryota, Metazoa, Chordata, Actinopteri, Centrarchiformes, Sinipercidae. Gene Ontology annotation, cellular component: membrane.
ACAUGACAUUCUGGGCUUGGAUGGGGAGGUGGAAUUGAUUUUUAAGUUGGUGGCUGUAUAAGGCAGUGUGUUGCAGACUGGAUAUAAUGGUGUGUGAUGUGAAAGAGAGGGAGGGGUGCACUGGGAACAUAGCGAAGGAGAGCGAGAGAGAGAGAGACAUAUGUGGACCACUAGAGCGGCUCUGGAGAAGGACUAAGCAGUCAUCUGUGUUCCUUGGUUGAUUGCACCUGAGUGCUGCUACCGUGCCAUAGUGAAUGCUACCUUCUGCAAAUGAUGGAUUUAUGCUUUGUGUCCCUGGAGAUCAACUGAAUUGUGGCCACAAGACUUGAACACAAUGGAGAACAACACAACCAUCUUUCAGGAUGUCACUCAGGUUGUAAAUCUGACAGAAAUGCCUCUGAACCCUCUUGAAGAGCAGGUCAUAACAAUAUUUUUGACAUUGCUCAUCUGUGUAGUUGGGAUUGCUGGGAAUAUCAUGGUGGUGCUGGUUGUGCUGCGCACUAAGCACAUGGUGACGCCGACUAACUGUUACCUUGUCAGUCUGGCUGUCGCAGACCUCAUUGUGCUCCUGGCUGCAGGGCUGCCUAAUAUCUCUGAUGUUAUAGCCUUCUGGGUAUACGGAUACACAGGAUGCUUGUGUAUAACUUAUCUUCAAUACCUGGGCAUCAACGUGUCGUCUUGCUCCAUCACAGCCUUCACCAUCGAACGAUACAUUGCUAUUUGUCACUCCAUAAAGGCACAAUUCAUAUGCACCGUUUCCCGGGCCAAGAGGAUCAUAGCUGGAGUCUGGGUCUUUACCUCACUCUACUGCAUUAUGUGGUUCUUCUUAGUGGACACAAAUGAAACCGUCUAUACCAACGGAGUGGUGGUCACUUGUGGCUACCGCGUCUCCAGGAGUCUCUACAUGCCGAUCUAUUUCCUGGACUUCACUUUGUUCUAUGUGAUCCCCCUCACUGUGGCCACUGUGCUGUACGGGCUCAUUGCGAGGAUUUUGUUCAUGAGCCCUCUGCCUUCGCAUCUGAACGACGGAGGCGGAGGAGGGUCAGUUCACCAGGGUCACUCCAACAGCACUAACAAGACUAACAAGGGUGCUGUCUCUGCAAGGAAACAGAUAACAAAGAUGCUGGCUGUGGUGGUCGUCCUCUUUGCCUUGCUCUGGAUGCCUUACCGAACACUGGUUGUUGUCAACUCCUUAAUCGACCCGCCUUACCACAACACCUGGUUCCUGCUCUUCUGCCGGAUGUGCAUCUACACCAACAGUGCCGUCAACCCCAUCAUUUACAACCUCAUGUCUCAGAAGUUUCGUGUCGCGUUUAAAAAGCUCUGCAAGUGCAACUGGCAACACAAGGAGAAGGCUGCAGAGUACAAUGUGCCGAUGUAUUACAGUGUGAUGAAGGAUUCGUCCCAUGAGAGCAAUGAACUGGUCACAGAGCAGGAGGAAGGGAGUGGCCAAACCACCAAGAGGUUCACUGAAACAGAUGAUGAUGCAAGCACUUUAAGCAUUUCUUAAUAAAGGCUUUGAUGAGUUUGUUGGGUUCAAAAGGGCAGGCUGUGUGUGUAUGAUAAUUUAUUUGUGAAAAUCUUUUAUUUUAAUGUUUAAGAUUGCUGUUGUUUCCACUUGUUAGAAAAAGUAUUUACUGACGCUGAGAUCUGUAGAUAUUCUUCUUGUUUGCUGUGGUUGUAUUUGUGGUGUAGUUGUUGUGGUACUUUUGCUUCAGUAUUGUAACAGUGUUGUAAAUACAGUACGUGAGUCCAGGCUUUAGUGUACUUCACACUGCUUAGUGGGACAUAAUGGUAUCAUAAUGUGCGUCACCAUUAUACAAAAAUGUUUUGGAAAGAAUUGCCCUCACUAUUUUAGUGCACAUAAAAAAACAUGAAGUAAGAAUGACUGGGAAAGAAUGUCCAGACUUUAUGCUAAAUAGUUUUGUCUAGAACUGGUACUGACCUAAUCAAAUUAUCAGCAUAAUGUGUCUCUUGAGAUCAAGUGCACUUGUGCUUUUCAUGUGCUCAGGCUGGAGUGUACUGUGUCCUCAGAUGCACCCCACUCUUUAACAACACUGAUGAACACACAGUCCAGUGUUUUCAUGUUUUUUAACACUGUGUCUCCCAUUUCAACAAGACAAUAUUAACAGUACAGACACCAACAACGAGAGAGAGUUUUAACUGUGCCGGCAUAUGUUUCUGACUGUGGCCAUUCAAUGCAUCACAUCACGUACCUGCAGCUACCAAGCUUUUUUGAUAUUUAAUCAAAAUUAUUCAUUAGUGUACCUCAUUUAGGUGGAGCCAAAGAACCCUAUUUCGUUAGAGGGCAAAGUAAGCUAAUUGUUAUAAAAUAUGAACAAAUAAUCAAAAUAUAAAUGAUUAUUUAAUUUAAUUAUUUAAUGGUAAUGGAAUUUUUUGCCACGCGAGUGACAACUGUAAUGUCAGCCUGCCGGUUGGUCCACCAGUUUGGUGGAAAUAGACCUACCUCACCUCAACAACUGUUGGAUAUACCUGUUAAACAUCAGCAUGUUAGCAUUGUCAUUGUAAGCAUGUUAGCACGCUGACAUUAGCAUUUAGCCUCACAGAGCAGCUAGCAUGGCUGUAGACUCUUAGUCUUAUUCAUUCAAAGCAUCAUAAUUAUAUAUCGGUCAACAGGAUAGCUAACCAGCUUCUAUAGACAGCUGUAGGCUAGCAUGGUUUGAAUUUGGAAGGUCAGCUAGACUAAACUACAUAAUUUAAAGCCUAUACACAGCCAGGGUCCACCUACACAGGUGUUUUCACUUUUGUUGCCCCAUUAGACCUAAUCUCAGAUCUGUGUGGGCGUGUACAGAGUGGGCUUGACAGCUCCCUCACUCUCCUGUUAGUUUUGUUACACCUGUUAGCGCAGGACCAUUUACACCAUUUUCAUUGUUAUUAGAUAACAAUAGACUUUGGUGGCAUUGUGUACUUCCCAGAAUAGCUCCAACUAAUUUCAACCUGACUUGAGGUAUAAUCAGCCAGAGUAAUUGAAAACACCUGUGUGGGUGUGCAGGGCCUUUAAAAUUAAGUGUUUUAAGUCUCAGUAGAAAGAAUGUUUUUCUUCAUAUACCAGCUACCUCCUCUUUUACUCCUUGAAUUUGUCACUGGAUUUACUGACAGCCAUUGAAGCUCUGAUAGCAAACAAAUCAGUUCCAAUUCAAAACAUCGGCCAAGUCAGAGAAUGAAAAUAAAGUUGUCUUUUUUAGCCACUGGAGACAUGCAACAUAUCUGACAGCAAGUGCAUUAUGGGAAAAAUACUGUGACGUUAAUUGUUGCCAACAAACUUGCUUUCGCCCUCAUCUUACUGCUGUCGUCUUGUGCUGUCGGUCACGUUACUGCAUGUCUCUGCAUCUCAACAUAUCCAUCCCAUGUAUGAAUCCUUUUCACAAUCUGUUCAAUAUAUUUGUCUAUUCUAUAUAUUGUACAUGUUUGAGCCAGAAGCUGAUCUUGUGUUUUUAACAUAUUUUGUAAACAGGCUUUGUAGUUUCCUGUGGACUGUGGGAUUAAUUAAUAUUUCAGCCCGUUAUUCAUGAGAGUUUUGUGUUGAAUUAAAAUAAAUCUUGACAGUUUUCAUCCAGUAUUUACUUUAGAAAAUGUAAUGAAUGAUUUAAUGUAGAUUUACAUAAACUGAAUUGAAACUGUAGCUCUAACACAUGUUUGCAUACAGCAUCGGUACUGUCCCUGAAUAGGGAAUAACAGAUGGAUCAUUUCAAGGA